CUUGAGCCUGUCCGAUUGUUUGACUCUGCGUGGUGGUGGGACUGUAUUUAUAUGAGUGUCACGGACACACAGACAAUUGUUAUGGUUAAUGCACGUUGUCUCAUUUUCGUGUAUGUAGCGUGAUCUGCGGGCGAUACUCGCGAGGCUGUAUGGCUACCGAGACUUGAGUGAACAGCUGCCCCCCUGAAUGCCCAGCCGGCUGGAUGACCUUGAAGCUUAAUAGAUUGGCGAAAUCAAGCCUGCUGCGAUUGUUGUCCCACCGCGUCCCGGCUUUUUCGAACCCGCAAACUAUGAGGUGACCUCGAAGCUUCUCCAGCGGGCGAAACCGCCGGACAGCCUGAGUCGAAGCUUCCCCGCUAAGGUCGGGCCACGAUUCCAUUACGAUUCCACCGAGCCUCAAUUCGUUGAGGGAGCUGUCGGGAAGUAUUGACCAAGGAGCGCCUCAGUAUGCCAUUGAUUCGGAAAGUGGGCCAAGCUGUAGACAGACUUUGGGAGAAGAAAGGAUCCCUUGGCAUCAGGUCCUCCAGAGUGAAGACGAAGGCGACCCUUCUCGGCCUCGUCGAAGGCGGCUACGAGUCAUUGCGAAAAAGCGGAUUCGGCCCCUACCUGAGAGAACACCGUGAUGGCUUUGGGGGUGUCAUCAAGGAUAUCCCUUCCGAUGACAAGGCAGCGGAGAGAAAGCAAGCAAGCUCCAAGAGGCAGCUCCUACGUCGUCGCAUUGUAUCGGCUUUCUUGGAGCUUCAAACCAUGCUGAUCGGCCUCGCUAUGUGUACCUUCAGUAUUAUGGCCUACUACGACAUCACAGAAGUCAAUAAAAUCAGCGCCAAAUGGCUCAUGUAUGUGUUCGUGUCUGCCGUGGGUCUGUUCGUCGCAACAGCACUUUUUCUUGCAGUUGGCUCUUCAUGUAUUCGCGUACACCAGUAUGCUGAGGGCGAGGGUGGGGAGGACGAUGAAGAUGAGGAAGAUGCAUAGCCUUACUCAUCCUGCUAUACAAGUACCUCUAUCUGUGUACAUGUUCGUAGUGUAAGGAUCAGUGGAUUUGCAGUGAGGCAGGUAAAGGCCGAAGCCUCAUUCAUGCAUGGAGUGGCGCUCUAUGGUUGAAGAGCAGAAAAGACCGUACGGAACAAUGGAUGUGUGCAGCCACUUUCCUUCCGUAGCUAGCGGUAAAGCAGCCGUUGCAAUAGUAGGGAGAUGUCAAUACUUCGGUAUGCAUGAAAAACGACUCGAGGACUAUCUGGCUUCGGUUCUCCUGUAUUGAAA
Vitrella brassicaformis is the source of this 1260-nucleotide messenger RNA. NCBI's taxonomy places the organism in Eukaryota, Vitrellaceae. The record is from the annotation of a GenBank genome assembly.